Messenger RNA from Paramisgurnus dabryanus, 1944 nucleotides. The record is from RefSeq and is a predicted model, not a curated record. NCBI's taxonomy places the organism in Eukaryota, Metazoa, Chordata, Actinopteri, Cypriniformes, Cobitidae.
AUGAAACAGGGAGAGUUUAUGUCUUCUCCCAGGAAGUCUAUGGUUGUUGAAAAACCUAUUGAUUUACUGCAACCAUAUUCACCAAAGACACCAGUGAUACACCCGCCCAGUGGGGGUGAUGUAAAUGUUAUGCAUGGAGCAUGUGGGGGCCCUGAGGGUGACACACUUGUUAGUCUCAGCCAAGAGAAUGAGGAAGAGUUAGAUAACCGCUCUGAAGCCAGUGAACAGAUUGAACACGGCACACAUUCUAAAGCAGCGAGUGUUUGUAGUCACGCUUCAGAAACAUCAACAGAAUUAAGACAUAGCAAAGAACAUAAAAGGAUGGAAAGGAUGAAAAGAGAAGUUAAACAACUAAAGAAAAUAGUGUUAGAGCAUGACCGUAAUAAGCACAGCCUAAUACAUUCAAAAGAACCUCUGAGAGUCUCAAUGCAAGGUGAAAUGUUCCUUGAGAGGUCAGGCACCAGAUCAGGCAUGAACUACCACCCACUUUCUGAUCACGAGUCACAGGGCCAACUAAAUGCAGAGAGACCAGACACAGGAAGCGAGCGGAAGCAUCAAGUUUAUCAGUGGGUAGCAUCUCAAUCACUGAAGAGAACUAAAAAAUAUCAACCAUGGACACAUAGUGAUCUCACUGCUAUAAUGAGUAAACUCCCACCGAUCACUAGUGGUGGAGGGAGAUGGUUAAAUAAAUUGAUUACAUUGAGUCAUGGUGUAGUUCUGGCCGUGGGUGAUAUCAGAUGUCUGUUAGGGCAAAUUUUAAGUAAAGCUCAAGUACAGGAUUUUGAAGAAAAUGCCAAUUUGACAUUGACAGAUAACGAAGCAUUGUAUAGUACGGUGAGUACAGACAUCGGUAAGGCGCUUAGGGCCCAGUUUCCCACUCCACCAACAGUGUACCAAAACAUUAAAUUCAAAAUUAAACCAGAUGAGACAGGAGCGGCUUAUUAUUUCAGAUGCAAUGCUGAAUGGGAACAAUUGACAGAAGAAAAUGGGUUAAAUAACCCAGUCACCAGGGACAUAUUCAGGUCAGCUGUAAUGGCAGGUGCACCAGCUGGAGUCAAACAAACCAUGGAAAAUAGUCCAGACAUCCCGUCAGCUUCUAAUGAACUAUGGGAGAGACAUUUGAUAUUUUACAUAGAAAAGGCCUUAGAUAAAUCUAAUAAAGAGUUGGCUGAGGUUGAUAGAUUGAAAAAUGACCUACUUAAAUUACAAUUGGAGCAAGCAAAACAGGCCACUAACAAAAAGAAACAGAUGACACAACAAGCCCAACCACCCACCACUUCAGGUCCCCCGAAUGGGCAAAGACCCAACCAGUAUCCAAACCAGUAUGCCCCACCAGAUCCAUAUAUAGGCCCACCAUAUUCAGGGAAUCCCUGGGGAGGGUAUCAACAGUAUAGAGGGGCUCCCAGAGGUAGGGGUAGCGUAAACAGGGGAGGAUACGGCGGCUAUGGAGCUAGUAUAUGUUAUGUGUGCGGACAGGAAGGUCAUUGGGCCCGUAGAUGCCCUCAAGUUGUGCCACAGCCCCAAUAUUCCGGUGUAAGGUAUCCACUUAACGCACCAAAUGCAAGGGGAUGGGGUCCCAAUAGAGGAGGUGGCGGGCGUGGAAAUGGUGGUUUUGCCAGGGGACCACCAGCGCCACACAACUCAUCAUCACCUGAUUUAAUGGCGCCUGUGCACCCAUCAUGGGGUCAUGGUGAUGGUGCAGAGGAAUGACGGGGCACACAGAGAACCACCAUGAGGGGAAUGGCUGAGCCCCUCAUGGACAUAGUGGUAAACGAUACACCACUAAAAGCUCUAGUGGAUACUGGAGCUACAUACUCCACUGUAAUAAGAGGCACCAUACAGUCAAAAGAUCUGAGUAAUAAAACAGUGAGUGUGAUGGGUUUCUCUGGUGAAAUUGAAAAGUGGCCAUUAACUAAACAUUUACCAACAACAAUUGCUAAUCAA